Molecule: messenger RNA, 504 nt
Organism: Heterobasidion irregulare TC 32-1
Lineage: Eukaryota; Fungi; Basidiomycota; Agaricomycetes; Russulales; Bondarzewiaceae
Exons: 1
Coding region: 1-504 (167 amino acids)
Source: RefSeq, a predicted model, not a curated record
AUGGGUGACUGCAAGAAGUUCUACAAGACCUAUUCACGGAAUAACCUUACUGGUGGAAUACUGGUGCUUUGGUGCACACACUCUAUUUGUCUUGGCUUUCAUUCAAUCCCUACUGCGGAGGGUCGGAAUGAUGUAUUCUCCGCCAUAUAUACUCAUUUCCCACAAGCUCCAAAAAUUAUUGUAUAUGAUUUUGCUUGUCAACUCGCACCCUACUGCCUUGUGCGAGAAGCACGAUAUUUUCGUGACACUCGAUUUCUCAUCGAUGAGAUGCACGCGCAUGAUCAUACACGCUGUGGUCAAGCCUGCUUUGCAAGUAACCUAAUGCAGUUCGACGAGAGGAUACGGUCAAUAAAUACAAGUGCUGCAGAGUGUGGAAACAAGGGUGUCAACCGUAUUCGAAAGACUGUGAGCUUUAUGACUUACGAGCAUGCAGUUGUGUUUACCAAGGCUUACAUGGAUGUAUGGAAUCGAGCUGUUAUUAGACGGAUUAUGGACAAGAUAUAA